CGCGGCGGCCGGGAUGGCGCGGCGCUGGCCGCGCGGCUAGACGGGCGCCGGAGGAGCCGCCGGCUCGCGCCCUCCGUUCUCUGCCUCCCCGAGCCGGCGCCGCGCCGCGGGGAGCCGCCUUCGCCUACGCGGGGCACCUGGACGCUCGCGAGAUGCCCAACCCCAAAAACAGUAAAGGCGGCCGCAAAAACAAGCGCGCCAACAGCAGCGGGGACGAGCAGGAAAAUGGAGCCGGAGCCCUGGCAGCGGCGGGCGCGGCGGGCGCGGCGGCCGGGGGGGCCCUGGCGGCGGCGGUCGGCUGCGGAGCGGCGGCGGCUGGAGCACCGAGCACCGGGGGCGCGGCAGGCGCGGGAGGCGCGGGGCCCGGCGCUGCCAACGCCGCGGCCGCCGCGGGGGCUGCAGCCGCGGGCGACGCCAAGAACGAAGCGCCUUGUGCGACGCCCCUGAUCUGCAGCUUCGGGAGGCCAGUGGACCUGGAGAAGGACGACUACCAGAAGGUGGUGUGCAACAACGAGCACUGCCCCUACAGCACCUGGAUGCACCUGCAGUGCUUCUACGAGUGGGAGAGCAGCAUCCUGGUCCAGUUCAACUGCAUCGGCCGGGCCCGCAGCUGGAACGAGAAGCAGUGCCGCCAGAACAUGUGGACCAAGAAGGGCUACGACCUGGCCUUCCGCUUCUGCUCCUGCCGCUGCGGCCAGGGCCACCUGAAGAAGGACACAGACUGGUACCAGGUGAAGCGGAUGCAGGAUGAGAAGAAGAAGAAGUCGGGAUCGGAGAAGAACACGGGGAGGCCCCCCGGCGAGGCGGUAGAGGAGGCAAAAAAGUGCCGGCCGCCCACCAAGCCUCAGAAAGGCCUGGCCCACGACCUCCCCCGCCGGCAUUCCAUGGACCGGCAGAACUCCCAGGAGAAAGCCGUGGGGGCUGCUGCAUACGGCGCCCGGUCCCCCUGCGGCUCCCCGGGCCAGUCCCCGCCCACUGGCUACUCCAUCCUCUCCCCUGCCCACUUCAGCGGCCCCCGCUCCUCCAGGUACCUCGGGGAGUUCUUAAAGAACGCCAUCCACCUGGAGCCUCACAAAAAGGCCCUGGCGGGGGGCCAUGUGUUCCGAAACGCCCACUUUGACUACAGCCCGGCGGGGUUGUCGGUUCACAGGGGGGGCCACUUCGACACGCCCGUGCAGUUCCUGCGGCGCCUCGACCUCUCAGAGCUGCUCGCUCACAUCCCCCGGCAUAAGCUGAACACUUUCCACGUGCGGAUGGAGGACGAUGCCCAGAUGGGCCAGGGCGAGGAUCUGCGGAAGUUCAUCCUCGCGGCCCUCAGCGCCAGCCACAGAAACGUGGUGAACUGCGCCCUGUGCCACCGGGCGCUGCCGGUGUUCGAGCAGUUCCCACUGGUGGACGGGACUCUGUUCUUAAGCCCUUCGAGACACGAUGAGAUCGAGUACGAUGUUCCCUGUCACCUUCAAGGGAGGCUCAUGCACCUGUACGCGGUGUGCGUGGACUGCCUGGAAGGGGUUCACAAGAUCAUCUGCAUCAAGUGUAAGUCGCGGUGGGACGGCAGCUGGCACCAGCUGGGCACCAUGUACACCUAUGACAUCCUGGCCGCCUCUCCGUGCUGUCAGGCCCGCCUGAACUGUAAGCACUGCGGGAAGCCCGUGAUCGACGUGCGGAUCGGCAUGCAGUACUUCUCCGAGUACAGCAACGUCCAGCAGUGCCCACACUGUGGCAACCUGGACUACCAUUUCGUGAAGCCAUUUUCCUCCUUCAAGGUUCUCGAAGCGUAUUGAUGAAAGCUUUGCUUUAGUCUAGCUAUUUUAUUGAUAUUGUUACUUUAUUACAUAUCUUUUCUAGGGAAGCAGACUGCGACAUUAAUUUCUUUUCUAAUUCAGAGGAGAGUUCCUUUGUGUAUGUGUGCCACUGAAAGGGCGCUGCCCCUGCCCUCUCUUGACUCCUGAGUGUUGGUCUGUGGUUGUGACCAGAGCCCACCUGGGGCCUCCUGUGAGUCUGGGGGAGUGGUUCGCUAUCACUAAGAGUCUCUCAUGCAGCUUUUAAGGUGGUGGGGAGGAUGGGGUGAAUUUAGGAAAGGGAUUAUGUGGUGGGAAACUAAGGGCAUGGUAGGUGCUGGGAAGAAACUCUUACUAAAACGUUAACUGUCUGCAGACCCGCUUUUAGAUCUUCACUGGGCCUUGGGAAGAACACAAGACAAGUGAAUGUAAGUCUGUGCCUGGAGAGCUGGUGGUGGGUUAGUCCACCUUGGUGCAGUGCUCUGCAGCGCACCUGACCUGCAGGUGACCCUCACUGACAGAUUAUUUGAAAGUGGACGUGAGCCCUGACCCUAUCCCUGUUGCAAUUUAGCAGCCAGUUUUCAUACUGAAAAUAAUAUCCAAAUUAUAAGACAUAUGCAAACUGUUGGUGUUGCACCGAUUUUUAAGGUAAGCUGAUCUGUAACAAAGAGAAUAUGCCAAAUGUAUUUGGAAAUGAUGCACACCGACUCAAGAGGGCAAAAAGGCAGAACCCUGUUAUUUGAAUUGUGUCUCUGAAGUUGGUCAAACUCUUAAGGAGAAUCCGUGAGUAAUGUGAUUUGGGCAGUACUGAUUUAUGUAGGUCGUGCACUGUCCAAGUGCCAUUUGAUGUCAGAUCCUUCUCACAGGAUAAAUCUCACAGCCGCAGACCCUAACUGCUAAGUUUCAGAACCAGUCCUUGCUCUACUUAUCUUCCCCCCAGAUUGCUGUGGCUGCAUUUUACCCAUUUAAUGCUGAGUUUCCAAAAUCAAAGAUUUGACCCUAAGAAGGAAAGGAGAAACAUAUCUGUGGGGCUAUGAGAAAAAAAAAAUGUUAAUAUUUCUUUUUAAAGUGUGUUUCAUUUUGGAAAGUCACUGAUUGUAAUGCAUAACAAUAUGUUUGAAAGUAGAUUUUUCAAAGAUCUUCAUGACACCUUUCCUUUGGUGAAAAAGAUGAUAAUUUAUAGAAUAUGAUUAGUCAGAGUAUUGAGCUUACCAAAAUACAGCCUUCUGUUCACUAGAGUGUGAUAAUUUAAAUAACUGGCACCCCAUACCUUUACAGAACUGGAACUGGAAUAUGAUUUCUCAAAAAUGAAUUUGAUAAUUUCAAGUAAAAUACGCAUAUAUGCUAAAAGAAUGCUGAGAAUACGAUCCUUCUAUGGGUGGCUAAAUUUGGGGUUAUGUGAACAUUUUCUAAUACUUACUUCGUUUAUACCAUUUUUUCCUCAGAGAAACAGUUGUUUUUCCUCUUAGAAGUGCUUGGGCAUUAUGGCAAGUGAGUUUCAGUUCUGCUGCCUGAAAUAUUCGAUGUUUUGUUUGGAAGAACACAGCAUUAAAGAACCCAUAGAUUGACUAAUAUUCUUCAUCUUUCAGUUUGGAUGAUUGUAAUUCAGCUGAUUGUGUCUAGUUUGAUGUUUGAGGAUCUGAAAAAUAUUUCACAGUAGGGGGAAAUACUCAAUGUCUGAAAGAAGCAGAAAAUUGUUAUUGGUCUGACAGCGUUUGAUGCAAUGAAGAGGUCUGUAAGACAUAGCCCUUGCAAAUCUGUCUUCAAUACACAAAACUGUGACUGAAUUAGCUGUUUCCCUGUUGAUUCUUUCAUGUACCCAGGUAUAAAAAUUGGUGAGUUUCUCUUGUCUUCAGAGUGCCAUUGGAUUUUAUUUCUGAAUUUAAAAUGAAUAGUAAAAUAUUUGUAAUGCUGUUCUUUAACCCACCUAAAUCUUUGAAGAGAAACCUGCUUAUAUUGUUGUUCUGAAGCUUAAAGUUUACAUCUAGAUCACACUCAGUAAGCUCCUCAGCCUAAACCUGCCACACGUGUAGUGUCUGAUGCAUUCAGUAUUUUGUCCUUACAUUGUUUUCUACUGUCUGAAAAAUAAGUCUGAUGAACUUUCACUGUAAUUGAGUAAAAUUUGUUUUUGGCCUUUAUUUUGAUGAUUAAGUUAGGAUUCUAGGAUGCUGAAGUUACAUAAAAGGAGAGGCAUAGAUAUUAUUUUUGAGAAUGUCUUUUGCCUUUGAAGCAUUGCAUUCUUGUCUAAAUUUGCAAAAGUUUAGCUGAUUUUGUAUGUAAUUGAGUAUGCAACCAUGUGAAGAAUAAAUCUUAUUUUGGAAAUCUGCUGACCUUAAUAUUUUUCUCUACACUUUCUCCAAAUACUUUGCUCUGAAUACCUUGAUGGGAAUUGGAAUAUAUCAAAAAAGAUGAUUAUUUUUGUUGUGGCUUGGAUAUUAAAGGGUAUUAGUUACCCAAGAGAUACAUUUUCUGUUUUUCUGACAGUGUUCAGUGACAUGAACCCACUCAUAAGUGACUAAUAAGUGAUUUUUACCUACUUUUUUUAUUUAGUGUUUAUUUUGAAGAGUUAUAUUACCCUGAACAAAUGAAAUUACCUGCUUUAGUUUUAGUGGGAAGACUCAUUCUGAUCAUCUCAUCCUUUGCUCUUCAGGCCAUCUCAGUCCUUCACUCUCCUCUGGCUGCCUCUGCAGCAGUUGAUAAACGGGGAUGACAGCUUAAAAGAUAGACGGCUGUGAAGUUGGGGAGUGGGGUGAAUUAACCCAUUGCAAUAAGAAAGAACAUUCCCCAAACAGUCUUUAAUUUCCAAUUUUGUAGAAGAAGCUCGCUCAUUUUUGGAGUAAAAAGUAUUUUCAUAUCUGUUUAGGGGGGAAUUAACUCAUCAGGAAAGAAUAUUGUUAGGUGUUUAAAUCCUAAAACUAACAGAUAUACUGACACGUAACUUAUUAGAUCACCCAGACAAACUUGGUGAAAUCUUUUGUUUUGUCUUGUAAGACCCCUGCUUACCACGCCGCCUCUUCUCCUGUCCCCAGAUCAGUUUGCUUUUCUCUUAACUCCAGUUUGCUUUUCUUUUUAGUCUCAUGGUAGCAGCUUUUGGGUAAUUUUAGUUGGAGGUUGGAGAGGAGGUAAGGAGAAAGUGCUCUUGUUCAGUGUUUUGGUUCCUAUAAAAAGGGUGCUGCCUGACCCAGUUCAUCUCUAUGUCCUGUUGACUUUGUUAUCAUUCCAGGUAAUUGGAAGAAAAUAUAAUAGAUGCGCAUCAUUAACACCAGCUCAAAAAUAUAUUCUUGUCAGUAAAGAUUUCUUGUCAAGAUGUCUUGGAUUGCACUUUUGUUACGGGAAGACAGUGUAAAUAGUUAAAGAAUGUUGAUAAAACUGAAACAUUUGGCUAUGGAAUUGUGUGGUGUUAGAAGGUUUCUGUUUGUGAACUGUAUGUAUUAAAAAAUAAAAUUUCAGAAACUAA
Messenger RNA from Camelus dromedarius (Arabian camel), 5238 nucleotides. RefSeq names its product hdc homolog, cell cycle regulator (gene HECA). Lineage: Eukaryota; Metazoa; Chordata; Mammalia; Artiodactyla; Camelidae. The record is from RefSeq and is a predicted model, not a curated record. The transcript is spliced from 4 exons. The coding region runs from base 153 to 1784 and encodes 543 amino acids.